AUGGUGAUGCUGGCAAACUCCGGUGCUACAGACUUCAUGAUGGGUCGAUCGAGAGUGUGCAGAAGGCUGACUUUUGAUAGUGACACAGAUCAGAGGUCAAUGAAAUCUGGCAUUUCAGAUGAAUCCAAACACAAUUUGAGCAUCAGCCUUAGAAGAUCUUUCCAUGAAAGUUUCACAACGAUAAUGAAGCAGAAAAAAGAACGUUGGAAUUUUGAUUUUGAAAAUGAAGUUCCUUUGGAUGGUAGAUAUCAAUGGGUGUUUGUUGGCAAUGACAGCUGUAAUAGGAAUGAUGCUUUUAAUUGCACUGCCACCUUAAAUGACAGUAUAUCAUCAUCCUCAUCAUCACCAUUUUCUGACAGUUCUUUAUCAACAUCUACUGACUCCACAUCAUCAAAUUCCUUCAACAAUGAAAAUAUAGAUUACCCACACUUCGGUAAAAUAAGAAACAAGAGAUUCCGACAAACCAUACUUAAAGUGAUUCUCAAGAUGCAUUACUGCAUAUGGCUACCAACUGGUGAAUUGCUUUAA
Messenger RNA from Helobdella robusta, 528 nucleotides. RefSeq lists its product as hypothetical. Gene Ontology annotation, molecular function: cyclin-dependent protein serine/threonine kinase inhibitor activity. The transcript has 2 exons. Gene Ontology annotation, cellular component: nucleus. Gene Ontology annotation, biological process: regulation of cell cycle. The record is from RefSeq and is a predicted model, not a curated record. NCBI's taxonomy places the organism in Eukaryota, Metazoa, Annelida, Clitellata, Rhynchobdellida, Glossiphoniidae. The coding region runs from base 1 to 528 and encodes 175 amino acids.